Molecule: messenger RNA, 3204 nt
Organism: Iphiclides podalirius (scarce swallowtail)
Lineage: Eukaryota; Metazoa; Arthropoda; Insecta; Lepidoptera; Papilionidae
Source: the annotation of a GenBank genome assembly
AUGGCAGGAGAUCAGGCGCAGUUUUACCAAUUAUUAAAUACAUUAUUGUCUACAGAUAAUGACAUUCGUCAGCAAGCAGAAGAUGCUUAUAACAAUAUACCAACUGAAACAAAAGUGGUACACUUAGUGGGUGCAAUCCAAAAUGGAGACAUUGGUGAGGAAGCUAGGCAGACUGCAGCAGUUCUUCUGCGACGGUUACUCAGUGCAGAGUUCUUUGAAUUCUUUCCAAAGUUGCCGUUUGAUCAGCAGACUAUGCUGAGAGAACAGUUACUUCUCACACUUCAAAUGAAUGUUAGCCAACAAUUACGAAGAAAGAUCUGUGAUGUAGUUUCUGAGCUUGCUAGAAACCACAUAGAUGAUGAUGGUGUCAACCAGUGGCCUGAAUUUCUUCAGUUUAUGUUCCAUUGUGCUAGUUCACAGGAUCCAAACAUAAAAGAAGCAGGCAUUAGAAUGUUUACAUCUGUGCCUGGAGUUUUUGGAAAUAGACAAAAUGAGAAUCUGGAUAUCAUCAAACAAAUGCUUUUAUCAUCUCUGCAGCCAACAGAAUCGGAAGCUUUACAAAUGCAAGCAGUUAAAGCAGUUGGUGCAUUUAUUCUAUUACAUGACAAAGAACCAGCUAUACAAAAACACUUUGGGGAUCUCUUGCUUCCACUUAUGCAAGUGGUUGUUCAGUCAAUUGAAAAAACAGAUGAUGAUUCAGCAUUAAAAGUUCUAAUUGAACUGGGUGAAUCAGCACCCAAAUUCUUACGCCCACAGCUUGAAACAAUCUUUGAAGUCGGCAUUAAGGUUAUUGGCGAUACCGAUGCAGAUGACAAUUGGCGCCAACUGGCACUAGAAGCAUUAGUUACUUUGUGUGAAACUGCCCCUGCCAUGGUACGAAAGCAGGUUCCAGGUGCUAUACGCAGACUUACACCGCUUGUACUCGCCAUGAUGUGCGAGCUUGAUGACGAACCUGAUUGGGCCGUACAAGACGACGUCGCAGACGACGAUAACGAUUUGAACUAUGUGACAGCAGAAUCUGCUUUAGACCGCAUGUGCUGUGGGCUUGGAGGUAAAAUAAUGUUGGGAUUAAUUGUCGGACAAGUGCCAGAGAUGUUGAACUCUGAAGACUGGAGGAAGAGACAUGCGGCACUCAUGGCUGUUUCAUCAGCUGGAGAAGGCUGUCACAAGCAAAUGGAACAGAUGCUAGAACAAGUUGUAUCUGCAGUUCUCACAUAUCUUACUGACCCUCAUCCCCGUGUGCGGUAUGCAGCUUGUAAUGCAAUUGGACAAAUGUCAACAGACUUUGCCCCAGUUUUUGAAAAGAAAUUCCAUAGCAAAGUGGUGCCUGGUCUUCUGUUAGUUCUGGAUGAUAAUGCCAAUCCCCGAGUGCAGGCCCACGCUGCCGCCGCAUUGGUUAACUUCAGUGAGGAUUGCCCUAAACCUAUUCUGACGCAAUAUCUUGGUCCUUUGAUGAAUAAGCUUGAAGUAAUAUUGACUACCAAAUUCAAAGAGUUGGUAGAACGUGGCACCAAGCUUGUGCUUGAACAGAUUGUAACUACAAUUGCCUCUGUAGCAGACACUGUGGAAAAAGAUUUCGUGCAGUAUUACGACCGUUUAAUGCCCUGCCUGAAAUAUAUUAUUGCUAAUGCCACUACAGAAGAACUGAAGACACUCCGUGGCAAAACAAUUGAAUGUGUCAGUUUGAUAGGGUUGGCUGUUGGUGAAGAGAAAUUUAUGUCAGACGCUUCAGAAGUGAUGGAUCUUUUGUUGAAGACACAUACUGAGGGAGAACAACUGCCACCUGAUGACCCACAAACAUCAUUUCUUAUAUCUGCCUGGUCCCGUAUAUGCAGAAUUAUGGGCAAAAAAUUCGCCCGUUACCUACCCAUGGUUAUGGAACCAGUCAUGCGUACUGCAGCUAUGAAGCCAGAAGUUGCAUUGUUAGACAAUGAUGAAAUUAAGAGUAUUGAGAGUGACCUUGAUUGGCAUUUUGUCACUCUUGGUGAACAACAGAACUUUGGCAUCAAAACAGCAGGUCUUGAAGAUAAGGCAUCUGCUUGUGACAUGCUUGUAUGUUACGCACGGGAACUUAAGGAAGCAUUCGCUGACUAUGCUGAAGAAGUAGUCAAGCUAAUGGUACCCAUGCUGAAGUUUUAUUUCCACGACAAUGUGCGCACUGCGGCAGCAGAGUCCCUGCCUUACCUGUUGGAAUGUGCCCGUACAAGAGGACCUCAGUACAUCCAGGGAAUGUGGGCAUACAUACUACCUGAACUUCUCAAAGCAAUUGAUUCUGAACCAGAACAGGAAGUGCAGGUGGAACUCCUUAACAGUUUGGCAAAGUGUAUUGAACUAUUGGGAACUGGCUGUUUAACCGAUGAGACUAUGGCAGAAGUGCUACGGAUCCUUAACAAACUUCUUACUGAACAUUUCGAACGCGCUACCGAACGCCGUCAGAAACGUGCUGACGAAGAUUAUGAUGAGGUUGUAGAAGAACAACUAGCUGAUGAAGAUAAUGAAGAUGUAUAUGGUUUGUCUAGGGUGGCUGAUGUGUUGCAUGCCCUCAUGUCUGCUUAUCGUGAAAACUUUUUCCCCCAUCUCGACUCUCUAUUGCCACAUCUUGUUCAGCUUCUGGCCCCAGGAAGACCGUAUGCCGAUAGACAAUGGGCAAUUUGCAUUUUUGAUGAUGUUAUUGAAUUUGGAGGGCCCGCAUGCGUGAAGUACCAAGACAUAUUCCUGGAGCCGAUGCUGAGCGGGCUGAUGGCGGCGGAGGCGGAGGUGCGGCAGGCGGCGGCGUACGGGUGCGGGGUGCUCGCGCAGUUCGGCGGCGCGCAGUUCGCCGGCGCGUGCGCGCGCGCCGCCCGCCUGCUCGCGGACAUCAUCAAGUACAACCACUCGCAGGUCGACAGGGACCAGCUCAUCACGCACUGGUUAACAUGGUUACCAGUGGUUGAAGACGUUGAAGAAGCGCCACAUGUAUACUCACUCCUUUGCGAGUUGGCAGCGAGUGGACACGCAGCUUUGGCGACGCCUGAUGCGCCGCAGAGGGUCAUAGCAACGCUUGCAGAGGCCUUCCUGCGUGACGCCGUGCCAACUGACAACCCAGUAUAUGGGCAGAUGGUCACACUUGUUCGCCAAAUACAGGGCAAUGCUGAACUUUUCAACUCAUGCCUUGUGCAAUUAACCAGUGAACAUCAGGAAGCGCUGAAACUUGCACUGUCUACA